ACUUGUCAAACAGAUUUCUAAAUUCUAGAGUCUAAACAAACCCAUAUGUAUUUAUUGACCAACGGAAACUUAAAAUUAAUUUUAAUUUAUUUACAUUUAUUUAUUGUAUUAUAUUUGAGAUACUAGUUUAUAAUUGUUCCUUUCAAAAUGACUGUCAAUCAAUAUAUAAAGGAUGUUAUUUUAGGAUUAAUCAAUGAGAUUGAACAGCUAUCAAAGAGCCUGAUCGAAAAUAUGAUCAACAAUAAGCGUCUUCGUCCCAAUUCUGGGCAUACAGUGAAUUUGACUGAGCUUGGGGAUAGCUUGGUGGCCAAGAAUGCUCAACUAAAGAAAUCAAUUAAAUUAGCAAUGGAGAUGGAAGAAAUGGCAAAGAAAGUAGAUUUAUUGAAUCUUGAUAUCAGUAGGGCUGAUGAAGAGAUCAAACAUUUAACCAAAUCUUUUAAAGAAGCAGAACAUAUCCUGGCAACUGCUAUAUAUCAAGCUAAACAAAAGUUGGCCCUGAUUAGACAAGCCAAUGCGCAUCCGGUUCCUUCUGAAGAACUGAUUAAGUACGCUUAUAAAAUAAGCUCAUGUCAUUCCGUUGCAGCUCCAUAUAACUGGGAACAAGGAGAUUUAAGAAGACCGUAUCCAACAGACAUAGAAAUGAGAUCAGGCUUCAUUGGUCAAAUGGGUGGUUUUGUCACGAGUAUGGCUACAACAGGUCAACAGCAACAAAGCUCUUACAAUGCUCAAGCAGCACCGAACUCUUCACAACAGCCCAUGGUUGAAGAUCAUGUUUUCACGAAAGGAUUUUUAGAAUCUGUUCACUCAUCUAUUGAUUCGAAAGCAACAAUAUCCAAAGACAAUAUAGAAGAUGUUGAAGUUAUGUCCACUGAUUCUUCAAGCAGUUCAUCAAGUGAUAGUCAAUAACUAAUUUGAUUGAAAAGACUGAAAAUAAUCUUGCCUCAGUGUUGAUGGCUUCAAGCUGAUCCUAGGCUUCCUAGUGACCAUGUUCAAGUAGCACAAAUCUCAACCUUAUUCUGUGAGAUUUUUUAACUUGAAAUCAACUCUGAAUUGCUUUGGUUAAUUACUUUCCCUGACCUUCCUUCGAUCCCAUCCAGGCUUACUAAGAGUGAGAGACGCAGGUCAGAGUUCACGUUUCUUCUCAUUUUGUUAAUAAUGGGCUCACUUCGUGCAUCUGUCCGCCCAAGCAAAAUAAUUUACAUCGUGUUUCACUUUUCCACCUAUUAACUGCUCCAUUAUUUUUCAUUGCUCCAAAAAAUAAAAGUAUAAAUUUUGCCAAAUUUUCA
Tetranychus urticae (two-spotted spider mite) is the source of this 1286-nucleotide messenger RNA. It is a transcript of the gene MED4, whose product is annotated as mediator complex subunit 4. Gene Ontology annotation, biological process: regulation of transcription by RNA polymerase II. The record is from RefSeq and is a predicted model, not a curated record. NCBI's taxonomy places the organism in Eukaryota, Metazoa, Arthropoda, Arachnida, Trombidiformes, Tetranychidae. Gene Ontology annotation, cellular component: core mediator complex; mediator complex. Gene Ontology annotation, molecular function: transcription coregulator activity.